Molecule: messenger RNA, 294 nt
Organism: Diabrotica balteata
Lineage: Eukaryota; Metazoa; Arthropoda; Insecta; Coleoptera; Chrysomelidae
Source: the annotation of a GenBank genome assembly
UAGAAAUCCUUAAAACUCUUGAGUCAUUUAUAAAAUUAUGAUGUCUUCUAAACAAGCAGAUAUUUAUAGAGAGCUGCAAUCUUCCAUAAAGGACGAUAAAAUGUAUUGGUUAAAAAACGAUGCCAAAUUAAGAGCUGUAGUAACUUCUAAAAGUUACGACGAAUUCAAAGAUUACGUAGCUGCAGCCCAUCUAUCACCUUUAACAAGAAAGGAAAUGACAGAAAAGAAGUCUGUGAGCUGGAAUAAAUCAAUGAGAUAGCUUUAAAUGUAUAAAACAUAAUAAAUAGUUUUGAA